GGUAUGCAACCUGCUUGGAUUUAUAUUGAUAGUAUGUACUAUAUUGUCGAAUAAUAUGUAAUGGAAUAUUUAAGAAAAUGAUGAAUCUAUAAUUAAUAGUGAACAACAGGGUAUUCAGCAGACAAGUGGGAACCGUAAGAACCAGGUAACAAGUGGGACUACAACCAAUGGAUGAACUUGACUCGUUGUCAGUUCACGGUCGAUCAUCUGAAGAUGACCUACGCCACGCUAUCAACCUAGGAUUCAUCCUACUUAUUUUAACACUCACGUUGAAGCAACAAUCGGCUGAAGAAAUAUGGCAACAAGACUUAUCUAUGGACAUGCAAAUAGAAGCAUCCACAGAUGGAUUCGAUGGAGUGAAUUUGCGUUGCGGGGCUGAAAAAAUGGUGGUGGAUCUGAAAACCUCUAACGAUUUUUCUGGAGUGAUAUACACACAGGGCAGUUUUUACUCUAGACAGUCCCCAUGCUUCCUAGAUUCAAAUCACGGUGGUAAUUUCACUAUAAACAUUCCAUUUGACCAGUGCAACACACAAAAUGACAAUAGCAAAUACAAAAACAUUCUGGUAUUACAAAACGACGACGAUCUAAUAACUCCGGGCGAUGCAGCCUUCAUUUUGGAGUGUGAUUUUUCGAAAUCCUCGAAUUUCACUGUAUCAACUGAACUAGGAGCAUCAGAAAGAAGAGGAGUGAGAUCGAGCAUAUCUCUCGUGGAUCCUGACCCAGGCAGAGACAUAACGAAGAUGGCUGCUCAUGUGGAAAGCAACACUGAUCAUGUCAGCUAUAUACCUAAUUCAAUUCCCAAGAUCAACGACGAAUUAUGACUAUAAAGUGUCUCAGCCUGAAUAAACGAUAGCAACAUCUUUAUGUCCGUUUAAAGUCUUGCAUACCCUAACCCAAUAUAAGGUUCCAGAAAUAUCCUCCAGCAAGAAGCUAGUGCUACUGAUAGAUCUAAAGGGCUAGCGAUUUCUAGUGUAUAUUGUACAUGAGGAAACGUGUACCUGUCUACGCUACAACCAUUACGCAAUCGCGAUGACACUACUCCCAUUCGCAAUACACUUGUAUACAACAAGGUUAUCAAAAUAUCGGAUCGCGUAUCG
This is a messenger RNA of Nomia melanderi (Alkali bee), 1097 nucleotides long. RefSeq lists its product as uncharacterized. The record is from RefSeq and is a predicted model, not a curated record. NCBI's taxonomy places the organism in Eukaryota, Metazoa, Arthropoda, Insecta, Hymenoptera, Halictidae.